GAAGCAGAGGAAACAGCCGUGUCGCCAUCUUCCUCUACCAGCAAAUCGAAGCCUUUGUGGAAGGAGGAUGACGGCUUGGACGAAGAUAGUCAGCUGGAACUACAAAUGGACUGGAUGUCGGAACGACUGAAAAGUCUGAUUUCGGAUGGACAAAGGGCACUCGGUCGGGAGAUUGUCUUGCCUGAGAACGAGCGGCCGGACGUGGGCCUUGUGGACGAUGGAGAUGCCGGAUGGGUCGACUAUUAA
Acaulospora colombiana is the source of this 246-nucleotide messenger RNA. The record is from the annotation of a GenBank genome assembly. Lineage: Eukaryota; Fungi; Glomeromycota; Glomeromycetes; Diversisporales; Acaulosporaceae.